Messenger RNA from Phragmites australis (common reed), 1007 nucleotides. RefSeq names its product RING-H2 finger protein ATL39-like. The transcript has a single exon. Bases 207 to 749 code for a protein of 180 amino acids. The record is from RefSeq and is a predicted model, not a curated record. NCBI's taxonomy places the organism in Eukaryota, Viridiplantae, Streptophyta, Magnoliopsida, Poales, Poaceae.
UCCGCCCCUAUACAAGGCUGAUGAUUACCUCCCGGCCAUUCCAGACCACCAAUCCAAGCCCCACCAUUGUCCCUCCAAAUCCCAUUAUUAUUAUUCUCCUUUCGCACCACGAGCAGAGCUUAGCCAAGAAACGCGCGCCACGAGGCUAGGCUUCACUUGGCUUUGCUUAGAGUGGCAUCCGAGCUCGUAGCUGACCACCGAGUAGCAUGUCGAAAGCAGGGGAGUCUGUCACGCCGCCACCGCCCGGGCGCGGCGGGUGCUGCAGCUCCGGCGCGACGCUGGAGCUGGUGGGCGCGUUCACGGCGGUGUGCCUUGUGCUGUACGGGGUGAUCCUGUACAUAAACUACCUGUACGUGAGGUGGAGCGGCCGCGACGGCGUGCACCGGACGAACUCCGGCUCGGGCCUGCCCGCGCGGAAGAGGCCCGGCGGCGGGGGCAUCGACAAGGCGGCGCUGGCGGCCAUGCCGGUGCUCAGGUUCAAGGCGGAGGCGCACGGCGGCGAUGGCGACUCGUCGAUGGAGUGCGUGGUGUGCCUGAGCGCCAUGCAGGACGGGGACGCGGUGCGCGCGCUGCCCGGCUGCAGCCACGCGUUCCACGCCACCUGCGUCGACGCCUGGCUCUGCGCGCACGCCACCUGUCCCGUCUGCCGCGCGCGCCCCGCGCUCCCGCCGCCGCAGCAGGCGCCCAAGGUCGGGGCCAGGGCGGCCGGGCCCGCUGGCCGGCAGCCGGACCUGGAGAGCCAGGUAUAGCGCGCGCGCGCCAGGUUUAGCAGUGUGCAGACCGCAAAAGGUAGGUAGCUGUUGCGUUUUGUUCUCAGUCUGCUGUCUUCUUCGUCUUCGAGAGAGAGUGAAUCAAUGAAUCAUUAGCUAGAUAGCCUCCGAGUACAUAAUUUUGGUGUUGAUCUCCUUCGAUUUGGAUGGACAAUGUCUGUGCCAUGGCGUGUAAAUUCUGCUUGUAACAUUGACUUGCUGUUGUGCAUUGGUGGUCAGUGAAAAGCUUCUCUGGAA